Molecule: messenger RNA, 710 nt
Organism: Hippocampus comes (tiger tail seahorse)
Lineage: Eukaryota; Metazoa; Chordata; Actinopteri; Syngnathiformes; Syngnathidae
Product: glycoprotein endo-alpha-1,2-mannosidase-like
Exons: 1
Coding region: 69-587 (172 amino acids)
Cellular component (GO): Golgi membrane
Molecular function (GO): alpha-mannosidase activity
Source: RefSeq, a predicted model, not a curated record
AUAUUUGUUCUCUCUUCUUCUCCCAGCUCUUCCAUUCCCACAAUGAACUGUGGCACAUUCGGUGAAGAAUGCCCCGGUUCCGACGUAAGUCAUGUGUGGCAUUGUUGGCUCUUGCCCUGCUGGUGCUCAUUGUGACCUUCGCGCUUAAGUCGCUCGCCCCGGAAGACACGGCGUUCACCGACGGGAAGGAAAUCUCCCCGUACUGGAAACACGACGCAAAGAAGACCGAGGUCCAACAUGAGCGGCCCAGGAUGAGCAAAGCUGCCCGGCCGGAACCGGACGAAAAAUUGAUGGCCACGCUGAGCAAGUUCCCUCCACCAAACUACUACCUCCACGCCUUCUACUACAUCUGGUAUGGCAACCCCAGCUUUGACAGCAAGUACAUCCACUGGGACCACCUGCGGCUGCCCCACUGGGACCCCAAGGUGGCUCAGAGGUAUCCGCAAGACAGGCACAGCCCGCCCGAAGACAUUGGGGCCAACUUCUAUCCGGCACUGGGGCCUUACAGCUCCAGGGACCCGGCUGUCAUGGAAGCGCACAUGCAGCAGCUGCGUAUGGCGGCCAUUGGUAAGAUCAAGAGAGUGUGACACGCCAGGGUAUUUCCGGGUUGUAAAACAUGAUCGACUUCCCAUGGCAGAAACUUUUGUGGUUGUAUGUCCAGACAACCCCCAAAAGGUAAUUUACCAAAAACAAAAUAUUCACAAUCUAGU